AUGUUCUCUCGUGUAGGCUGGGAUGUCGCAUCGUUCCUCUUCCUAACCCACCAACCCACCUUCUCAUUGCUCUCAUUCUUCUACGGCGUGCGUCCAACUUCGACCCUUGCCUCGUACAUGAUCACCAUCCUCUCGACAGUGAUUCCAUUUGCCAUCCUGCGCCAGCCCGCAUCCGUCCACGAUCUGGCGCGUGCGCCAUCCGGCGCCGUGGCCAACCGGGCUAUUCUCCAGGACCGGGCCACCACCAUCUACACCAUUCUUGCCGCGACCUCGAUCUUCAGCGUCAUUCUCUACAGCAGCUAUGCAACAUGGCUCCCCGCCCAGCUGGUCGUACACUUUGAGAGCCUCCGCGAUAUCAGUGCCGCCCACGCCGGCCCCGCUGGUCUUCCCGUUCUCUUCGUGACGCUCAUUCCUGCUGGCUAUGCCGUGCGCGACUUCCUGUUCGUCAGCUCGACGGGUCACUCCGAGGAUGCGGCCGACAAGGAACAAACUGCCAGCCGCGAGGACGAGUACCUGGUUGUAGAUUGGUACCGCAAGACCUGGUGCCAACUUUCGACAAAGACCCGGAUUCUCGCCUCCCGGACACUCAUCCUUGCUACCUGUGUUCUUCUCAACACGACGGUGCAAAUCGCAGGUACCAUUCAAAAUGUGUCUGUUCAGGGUGCUGCUACCUGGGGCGGUCUCUGGGCUGUCUCGACGCUGGCUAUUGGUGCUACUUUCGGCUGGAUUGAAGCCGUCGACGGCGUAUAA
Messenger RNA from Penicillium argentinense, 750 nucleotides. RefSeq lists its product as uncharacterized. NCBI's taxonomy places the organism in Eukaryota, Fungi, Ascomycota, Eurotiomycetes, Eurotiales, Aspergillaceae. The transcript has a single exon. The coding region runs from base 1 to 750 and encodes 249 amino acids. The record is from RefSeq and is a predicted model, not a curated record.